AUGGACGAAAACAGCCAGCCUGUGGCUGUGCUGGUCCGCACCGAUGGUGCCCCGAAGACUGUGCCGCCGCUGAUUGUCUUCAGCAGUGUAAACUCUUCAGUGUCAGUUGGACGUGCUGAAAACAAUCAGAUCCCUCUGAAUGACAAAAAGAUCUCCAAGAAUCAUGCACUGCUCACCCUCCGGUCGUGCAAGCGCAAGGGCGCUCAGGAUGGGGAGGCCGGAGGGGUGCGGGCGGGUGCGGGCGUGCAGGCAGUGAUUUUUCUCGGCCAAACUUUGAUUUGUUUUUCUUUUGACACACUUUGUGAUUUCACUCGCCAGGUGAUGAGGCGAGUGUUCAUCAAGGAUUCAUCCACCUUUGGCACCUUUGUGAAUGGCAAGCCGCUCAAAAAGGGUGAGUGGACCAUCCUUCAGGAGGGUGAUGCGAUAGGGCUGCGGAAUCCUCAUGGCAACCCCUCCAAUGGUGAGUACAAGGUUGUAUACCAGGAUGCAAUUGCACUGGUGAAUGGUGCUGUUUACCGUGGUGAGGUGCCGGUGAAAGCGGUUCCGGCUUCGGAGCCGUUGCAGAAGGCGCCGGCCCAGAAGCAAAAGCUGCCGGUGCCCCGCGUGAAGACGGAGAUCGAGGAGAAGCCCGACCGAAGCAAGGUGGCCGUGAAGGCCGAGCCGGAGGCUGGCAGCCCAGCAGGUCAGCCGGAGGCCGGCAGCCCGGUGAGUGAGGUCUCGGGUCCCAAGGCGGCGCCCACCAAGGCAGAACCUCAAGAGGAUGUGAUGAGCCCCUUGUCCGAAGUCAGUGAGGUCUCUGCGCCUGAUGAGGAUGAGAAGACGGAAAAUCUUCCUGUGCCAGGUGCUCUUCCUGUCCCAGGAGCUCCUUUGAUGAUGAUGCCUGGCAUGGGCUUAGUACCUGGCAUGCCUUUUGGUCUACCAGGACUGGUUCCUGGCGCACCCGGCUUCCCUUUGGUGCCUCCCAGCUUCCAGCCAAGCGGCCCAAUGCCCAAUGCCGCAUUGCCUGGUGCGAAGGCAGGUCAAAAUGCCAAGGCUCCAAGCCAAGCAGUAGCAGCCAAGCCUGUGGUGAUGACUAUCGGUGCUGAGUUUGUGGGCAUGCUCAUUGGACGAGGAGGAGAAGUUGUGAAACAGCUCUCAACGGAAAGUGGGGCGAGAAUUGAGAUCUCCAAGACAGAGACUGAAGGUGGCAAGGCAGGCGAGCGUACUGUCUACAUCAGUGGAUUGCAGGACUGUGUCGACAAGGCCAAGAAGCUCAUCGAUGAUGCCAUUGACAAGGCCAAGGAAAGAACCGGCCAGGUGAAUCCGAAUGCCUGCACUCUGAAAGUGCCUCAUGAACUCAUUGGCAUGCUCAUUGGGAGGGGCGGAGAGACCAUCAAGGAGUUGAAGAAGGAAAGUGGCGCCCGGAUUGAUAUCAACAAAGAGCCAGAUGAUGAGGGCUCCCAAGAUCGGCAAGUCCACAUCACUGGGCCUCCAGAGUGUGUGGAGUAUGCCAAGAAGAUGGUGGAGGAGAUGUUGGGCAAGUCCAGGGAGGGCCUGAGGGUCAAAGUGGAGGAUGAUGAAAGGGAUGGAGAUGGGGUUCCCAGUGGAAAUGCUCGUUCCAGUCGUGUGAUCAAGGUGCCAACGCAUAUGAUUGGUGUCCUGAUAGGCCGAGGUGGAGAGACAAUCUCCAAGAUUCAAAAGGACUCGGCUGCUCGAAUUGAGAUCAACAGGGAUGACAAGGAUUCGAAGGAACGCAGUGUGACCAUCACUGGCACAGGAGACAAUGUUGAGAGAGCGAUCCGGGCCAUUGAUGAUGUUCUGGAAAGCUCCGGCAAGGGUCGAAGACGAAGAGAUGCCGAUGCCGAUGAAGGUGCGUUGGUGCCGCUCGAUCGAAAGCCCUCUCCUGUGAAAGACAGCUGGGUUCCUGAGAAGGUCUACAUCGAUGAAGUUGAGAUGCCUUAUAGACCGAACUAUGUUCCUGAGCACGAGGAUGGCUUGCCCACCGACCUGGAAAUUUUUGUCAAAGGCCUUCCAAAGGUCUGUGCCGAGCGCGAUCUGUGGGAGCACCUUUACAGGCUAGGGGCGACUGAUGUGAAGGAGAUUCUCCUCCUGCGUCGCCAGAAGCAACCCAAGGGCAUGGCAUAUGUGGUCUUCAAUCGGCAUGACCAUGCUGUCCUUGCCAAGAACAAGCUCCACAACAUGCCAGCCUCUUCGAUCCCCUGCGGGGGUGAGACACCCAACGAGGACAAGCAACUGCUGCAGGUGCGCUUCUCCGAGUCCGAGCGGUGCAUCAAUGGGCGGAGCAAUGUCUAUGGUGCCGACAUGGCCGUGUUGCUGAUGGGCCCUCGUGGUCGAGCCAUGUUGGAGGUGAAGGAUGCUUCAGGCCUCCGCAAGGUGACGCUCACGGGGCGCAACAUGAAGACCUAUGGCCAAGUGGACGAAGACCCUCGGAUGCAUAUGGUCGUCUAUUACGAGACCGAUGAGGUGACGAAAGCCAUUGAUUUGUGGGGGAAGCAGCUGGGUGAAAUCCAUCGAGAGAUUGUGGAGCGAAGCAAAGGGAAAGGGAAGGGGAAGGGUUGGCCACCUUGGCCUCCCUUUCCGCAUUACCCACGGCCCCAUGGCCAUCCCUAUGCACCUAUGCCGCCUCAUAUGCAUGGGCCUCCAAUGCCCCACAUGCAUCCUCCACCAGAGCCCAUCGUGGAAGCUCCGGUGAUCCUUACUCGUCGGCGGCGGGAGGGUGACGAUGGCUCCGAGAUGAGUCGCGAGAAAGUCAUGGAGGCCACAAGUUUGCGUGGCCGAGAAUUGAGAUGGCAACCUUGGCCGGAUGUGAGCAAGUUCAAUGGGGAGUGGAAGGUCAUCCCUUUGAGAUGGGGCCUUCGUGGUGAGCUUUUUGUUCUUCUUCGCCACCGCGAGUCGGGAGAAACCAAGGUUUGUGCCGCUGAAGUGCAAAAUCCUUUAGAGAAGUGGCCAGUCUUGCACACCAACUCGGGCCCUUCAUCCCCAUCUGCCAAGUAUAAGUCUUUCACCUUCAAUGAACACCUCUUUGUGAUUUCGAUUGACCGGGAGUCCGGCACCUUGAAGGUCUUCCAUGUGCCUGACCCGGGCGCCUCGUGGAAUGUGGCCUUUGAGACGACCCUGCCCGAAGAUCCCCGAGAUCGGCAGGACUUCCCGGUGAGUCGCUUUGCCAAGCUCUGCGUGUUUUACGGAGCCGAUCGGAUACCAUCGAUCAUUGCCGUGGAGCCCAAGGCGCAGGGUGAGCGCCAUUGCUCGGUGUUCCGCAUCAAAGAUCCUGCUGUGGCUUGGACUCCUUGUUCCGAAGCUCCGGCACUGCCGGCCAAGGUGCGGCUUUUGAUGGUCUACACCAAGGCGAGGACACCAAGUCCAGACUUCGAGGCCUGCCUCUUUGCCAUUGCAUCUGGGGAGAUUACCGUUUACCAGGUGCCUUCUGAUCUAGACAAGCCCUGGGUUUCGAUCUCUAGCUUGCCAUUUCCGGAUGACACGCGCCUUAGCUGCAUCUAUGUGCCGGGCAAACCGGAGCCUUUGCUCAUGGCGGGAAGCCCCACGGAAAAGAUGCAGAAGCUGUGCCAUCUGAAUCUGAUGGAAUGGCGCUUAGCCAAGCAAGAUGAGCGGAUGCCUCCACCCAAGGUGCCAGUGGUGGAGGAGAAGUUUAGUCGACCCAUGUCCUCCUUAUGGCCAGACAGCCGGGAAGGGCGAGAUCCACAAACUGUGGUCGCACUGCCUGUGGAUUGCACCGCUGAUUUGGCUGUGAGCCGACAUAGUUGGGUCACCACGCCAAUCUUGCCUCCUGGUGGGGAAAUGGGCCCACCACCGUUGCCUGUGGGACACCGGCCUCCGUUCGAGUACCGUCCAGGCCCACCACCAGGCUUCGAAGGAAGAGGGCCAAGGCCUCCUUUCGAGUUUGCUCCCGGUCCACCUCCUGGCUUCGAUGGACGGCCACCUCGGCCACCCUUUGACUAUCAUCCACCACCUGCCAGGCCACCCUUUGAUGGUCCUCCACCGGGUUUCGGCUACAGGCCACCCUUUGAUCCAGGUCCCCCUCCCGGCUUUGAUGGCGCCGAGCCGCCCACCCACCGGCGGCGCCGGCACCGGCACCGGCGCGGGGAGGGGGAAGGGGAUGGUGAAGGACGAAAACGGCGCAGAGCCGAGAAGGCUGAGAAAGCCGAGAAGGUCGAGAAAAGCGAGAAGGAAGAGAAGGCUGAUGGGGAGGAAGAGGCGGCCGAGCCAAAAGAGUCAAAGAGGUCACGACGGGCCAGCUCCAUGGAUGAGACCAGGAAGUUCGAUGCGAAGGCAUUUAUGCCGAAACGCGUCAACUCCGAGAUCUCGAGGCGAUACGACAUCGACAAGAAUGAGAUCGGAUCUGGCGGCUAUGGUAAGGUCUUCAUUGGCCGCGACAGGAACAUGAAAGACAGACUGGUUGCCAUUAAGAAGGUCAUUAUUUUCGAGGAUGCUAAGAAGAAGGCAUUCCUCCAGGAGGCCCAGAUCAUGAAGGACCUGGACCAUCCGAACAUUUGCAAGCUCUUGGAGACUUACGAGCAGGGCCGCUUUAUGUUCUUCGUGAUGGAGUACUGCGAGGGCCGUGAGGUCUUCGACCGCAUCAUGGAGCAAGGGCUGAUCCAAGAGUCAAUCACCGCGCAGAUCGUCCGGCAGUCGGCGAGCGCGCUCCUGUAUGCACACAAUCGCGGUAUUGCGCAUCGUGAUAUGAAGCCAGAGAACAUCUGCUUUUGCAGUAGAGACGUGACCAACAAUCACGUCAAGCUCAUCGACUGGGGCCUGGGCUUCUACUUUGGCCAGGGCCGAAUGAAUUCGGCGGUUGGCAGCCUCACCUAUGCAGCUCCAGAGGUCUUGGAGGCGAAAGAGAAGCAGGGCUACACAGCAGCUUGCGAUCUAUGGAGCCUGGGGGUAGUGACCUAUGUCAUGCUCUGUGGGAAGCCGCCCUUCUGGGGCAACUACAACGAUCAACUCCGGAGGAUGAAGCGAGAGACCUUUCCAAUGAGCGAUAGCACUUGGCAGCAGAUUUCUCGACCGGCGAAGGAGCUGAUUCGUGGCCUUCUCAGAGCUGAUCCCAAGCAAAGGAUGAAGCUGGAAGAUGUGCUGCGAAACCCUUGGGUCAGGCUCCAGGACACUCCGGGUGGCAUGGACACGCGGAUCGCCAGUCAGGUACUGAACAACCUGCGUCAGUUCAGUCGAACCUCGCAGUUCUUCAGCCUCUGCGUGGCCUCCGUUGCCCGACAGCUGGACCACCGGAACCUGAGAGAUGUUCACAAGGUGUUUUCGGAGAUGGACACCAACGGGGAUGGUGUGCUGGAGCUGCACGAGGUCAAAGAAGGCUUUCAGAAGUUUUUUGGCAAAGACAGCGAACAGGUGAAGGAUGUGGAGCAAGUCUUUCAGAGGCUGGACCUGGAUGGCUCUGGUGUCAUCGAUUACACCGAGUUUUGCGCCGCAGGCAUCGGCGAACGGGUCAUCCUGGAGGAAGACGUGCUCUUUGCAGCCUUCAAAGCUUUUGAUGUCCAGGACGACGAUGGGAGGAUCACCAAAGAGGAGAUCAUGCAGGUUCUGCGAAGUGUGGAUGUCAAUAAGCUGUGGACACCUGAGGUUUGUCAGCAGGUGGCCGAAGAGGUGUUCGCGACCUUCGACCAGAACGGCGACGGCUCCUUGGACUUCCAGGAGUUUGUGAAGCUCAUGAGGGAGUGUGCUUCCAGACAGCAGGCUGGUGACGAGGAAUACGAACCCGAAGAACAAGUUCUCAUCGACGAGCUGGAGAGUGACCUGAAGAUCGGCAAGGCGGACAAGGCUUAUCACAUCCUCACUAAGCUUGACGAUGCGAAGCGCAGUCGCACGCCCACUCACUCCCAAAGUCCGUCCGUGCGCAGUUUUCCGGCCUCCAAGGGGCGGAGAUGA
Durusdinium trenchii is the source of this 5898-nucleotide messenger RNA. The record is from the annotation of a GenBank genome assembly. Lineage: Eukaryota; Dinophyceae; Suessiales; Symbiodiniaceae.